Molecule: messenger RNA, 3768 nt
Organism: Delphinapterus leucas (beluga whale)
Lineage: Eukaryota; Metazoa; Chordata; Mammalia; Artiodactyla; Monodontidae
Gene: ABCB5
Product: ATP binding cassette subfamily B member 5
Biological process (GO): oligopeptide export from mitochondrion
Cellular component (GO): mitochondrial inner membrane
Molecular function (GO): ATP hydrolysis activity; ATP binding; ABC-type oligopeptide transporter activity
Source: RefSeq, a predicted model, not a curated record
AUGAAGAGAUCAUGCACUUACCAAGUUGAAGAAAUGCAAGAAAAUUAUCAGAGAAAUAGAAAACUGCAAGAACUGCCCAAAGUAAGACAGCAAGUUGUUGGACCUAUUGAGAAAUUUCGCUUUGCUGAUGGACUGGACAUCACACUCAUGAUCCUAGGAUUACUAGCAUCACUGGUAAAUGGGGCCUGUCUUCCUGUAACGUCACUGAUUUUAGGAGAAGUGAGUGACAGCCUUAUCAGUGGAUGUCUAGUCAAAACCAACACAACAAAUUAUCGGAACUGUACUCAGUCUCAAGAGAAGGUGAAUGAAGAUAUGAUUGUGUUGAUCCUGUAUUAUGUUGGAAUAGGAGUUACUGCCUUGGUUUUUGGCUACAUACAGAUUUCCUUUGGUGUUAUGACUGCAGCUUGACAGACCAAGAGAAUUCAAAAACAGUUUUUUCAUUCAGUUUUGUCUCAGGACACCAGCUGGUUUGACAGUUGUGCCAUCGGUGAACUUAAUACUCGCAUGACUGAUGACAUCUACAAAAUCAAUGAUGGUAUUGGAGACAAGAUUGCUCUGUUGUUUCAAAACAUGUCUACCUUUUCUGUUGGCCUGGUGAUUGGUUUGGUGAAGGGCUGGAAACUCACCCUGGUGACUCUGUCCACAUCACCUCUUAUAAUUGCUUCAGCAGCCAUGUUUUCUAGGAUAGUUAUCUCAUUGUCCAGUAAGGAAUUAAAUGCUUAUUCCAAAGCUGGGGCUGUAGCAGAAGUCUUGUCACCACUCUGAACAGUCAUAGCCUUUGGGGCCCAGGAAAAAGAAAUUCAAAGAUAUACUCAGAAUCUAAAAGAUGCAAAGAAUGUUGGCAUGAAAAAAGCUAUAGCUUUGAAACUCUCUCUUGGUGCUGUGUACUUCUUUAUGAAUGGAACCUACGGACUUGCUUUUUGGUAUGGAACCUCCUUGAUUCUUAGUGGAGAACCUGAUUAUACCAUCGGAACUCUCCUUGCUGUUUUUAUUAGUGUAAUCCAUAGUAGUUAUUGCAUUGGAGCAGCAACCCCUAGCUUUGAAACCUUCACUAUAGCCAGAGGAGCCACCUUUAAUAUUUUCCACAUUAUUGAUAAGAAAACUGCUAUAGAUAAGUUUUCAACAACAGGCUAUAAAUUGGAGUGCAUAGAAGGAAAUGUGGAAUUUAAAAAUGUUUCUUUCAGUUAUCCAUCCAGACCAUCUAUCAAAAUUCUGAAAGGUCUGAAUCUCAGAAUUAAGUCUGGAGAGACAGUAGCCUUGGUUGGCCUCAACGGCAGUGGGAAGAGUACAGCAGUCCAACUUUUGCAGAGGUUAUAUGAUCCUGAUGACGACUUUAUCACGGUGGAUGGUAACGACAUCAGAACUUUAAAUGUGCAGCAUUAUCGAGAACAUUGUGGAGUGGUCAGCCAAGAGCCUGUUUUGUUUGGGACCACCAUUAACAACAAUAUUAGAUAUGGACGAGAUGGCGUGACUGAUGAAGACAUUGAGAAAGCAGCAAAGGAAGCAAAUGCUUAUGAUUUUAUAAUGGAGUUCCCCAUGAAAUUUAAUACCUUGGUAGGGGAAAAAGGAGCUCAAAUGAGUGGAGGACAGAACAGAAUCGCGAUUGCUCGAGCUUUAGUUCGAAACCCGAAGACCCCGAUCUUAGAUGAGGCUACUUCUGCCCUAGAUACAGAAAGCGAAUCAGUGGUUCAAGCCACACUGGAGAAGGCAAGGAAAGGUCGGACUACAAUUGUGGUAGCUCACCGGCUUUCCACUAUUCGAAGUGUAGAUAUGAUUGUGACUAUAAAAGAUGGGAUGGUGGUGGAAAAAGGAACACAUGCUGAACUAAUGGCAAAACAGGGUCUAUAUUAUUCACUUGCAAUGUCACAGGAUAUUAAAACUGAUGAACAGAUGAACUCAAUGGCAUAUUCUACUGAAAAAGAUAUCAGCUCAAUUCCUCUGUGCUCUAUGAAUAGCAUCAAGUUAGACUUUACUGACAAGUCUGAGGAAUCCAUCCAAAAUAAAGAGACAAGCCUUCCUGAAGUUUCUCUUUAAAAAAUUUUUAAAUUAAACAAGUCUGAAUGGCCUUCUGUGGUUCUGGGGACAUUGGCUUCUGUUCUAAAUGGAACUGUUCAUCAAGUAUUUUCCAUCAUCUUUGCAAAAAUUGUAACUAUGUUUGAAAAUGAUGAUAAAACCACAUUAAAGCAUGAUGCAGAAAUUUAUUCCAUGAUAUUUGUAAUUUUGGGUAUUAUUUGCUUUGUCAGUUAUUUCAUUCAGGGAUUAUUUUAUGGCAGAGCAGGAGAAAUUUUAACCAUGAGAUUAAGACACUUGGCAUUUAAAGCCAUGUUAUAUCAGGAUAUCUCCUGGUUUGAUGGUAAGGAAAACAGCACAGGAGCCUUGACAACAAUAUUAGCCAUAGAUACAGCACAAAUUCAAGGAGCAACGGGUUCAAGGGUUGGUGUCUUAACACAAAAUGCAACUAACAUGGGACUUUCAGUUAUCAUUUCCUUCAUAUAUGGAUGGGAGAUGACACUCUUGAUUCUGAGUAUUGCUCCGGUACUUGCUCUGACAGGAAUGAUUGAAAUGGCAGCAAUGACUGGAUUUGCCAACAAGGAUAAGCAAGAACUUAAGCAUGCUGGAAAGAUCACAACUGAAACUGUGGAGAAUAUACGCACUACAGUGUCGUUAACAAGAGAAAAAGCCUUCGGGCAAAUGUAUGAGGAGACGCUUCAGACUCAGCACAGAACUACCUUGAAGAAAGCACAGAUCAUUGGAACCUGUUACGCAUUCAGCCAUGCCUUUGUAUAUUUUGCCUAUGCAGCAUGUUUUCGAUUUGGAACUUAUUUAAUUCAAGCAGGACGAAUGACCCCAGAGGGCAUGUUCAGAGUUUUUACUGCAGUUGCAUAUGGAGCUAUGACCAUUGGAGAAACACUUGUUUUGGCACCUGAAUAUUCGAGAGCCAAAUCUGGCGCUGCACCUCUGUUUGCUUUGUUGGAAAAGAAACCAACUAUAGACAGCUAUAGUCAAGAAUGGAAAAAACCCGACACAUGUGAAGGGAAUAUAGAGUUCCGAGAUCUCUUUCUUCAUCCAUGCCGCCCAGAUGUUCUAAUCCUUCCCAGUUUAUCCCUCAGCAUUGAGAAAGGGAAGACUGUAGCAUUUGUUGGGAGCAGUGGCUGUGGGAAAAGCAUUUCUGUCCAACUUCUGCAGAGAUUUUAUGACCCAGUGAAAGGACAAGUGCUCUUUGAUGGUGUGGAUGCAAAGGAAUUGAACACAGUACAGUGGCUCCGUUCCCAAAUAGCAAUCGUUUCUCAAGAGCCUGUGCUAUUCAACUGUAGCAUUGCUGAGAACAUUGCCUAUGGUGAUAACAGCCGUGUCAUGCCAUUGAAUGAGAUAAAAGAAGUAGCAAAUGCAGCGAAUAUCCAUUUUAUUGAGAGUCUCCCUGAGAAAUACAACACACAAGUUGGACUGAAAGGAACACAGCUUUCUGGUGGCCAGAAACAAAGACUAGCUAUUGCAAGGGCUCUUCUCCGAAAACCAAAAAUUUUGUUGUUGGAUGAGGCCACUUCAGCCCUUGAUAAUGAGAGUGAAAAGGUGGUUCAGCAUGCCCUUGAUAAGGCCAGUAAGGGGAGGACAUGCCUAGUUGUGGCUCACAGACUCUCCACGAUACAGAAUGCAGAUCUGAUAGUGGUUCUGCACAGUGGAAAAAUAAAGGAACAAGGAACUCAUCAAGAGCUCCUGAGAAAUCAAGACAUAUAUUUUAAAUUAGUAAAUGCACAGUCAGUGCAGUGA